CGAGUACAGAGUAUUUUCUGCAAUUGAUAUCAUCCUUCCCUUCGUAUUAUACAUGCAGUUCCACAUUUCAUCACAGAAUGAUAGCGUCGUUGGCACAACCGCACACCUGAAAUAGCGAUCGAUAACCUUGCAAUUUUGACGAAAAUCCGACACCUCACGUUCCCCCCCGCAGACCCCUCCAGCGGCACAAUGGAACGACUCUCGAUUAAUGACAAUCACGUUGGACCCCAGCAUGGAAAUGCGCUGCAGGGCUCUAGCAAUAAUCCUCAGGGUGUCAUGGGUCCGCCUCUAGGGCCCUCGAUGCCUCCUCAGGGACCCCCGCAAUUACCGCCCCAGAUGUUUACUACUGCUGCGCAGUUGUUGGAUUUAACAGAUAAGAAACUAGUUCUCGUACUCCGCGAUGGAAGGAAAUUGAUUGGGGUUUUGAGAAGCUGGGAUCAGUUCGCGAACCUUGUUCUUCAAGAUACGAUUGAAAGGCUAUACGCCGGAAACCUUUACGCCGAUAUUCCUAGGGGUAUCUUCGUGGUUCGGGGAGAGAACGUUCUGUUACUUGGAGAAAUUGAUCUUGACAAAGAAGACGAUAUUCCCCCAUCGAUACAAAAGGCGCCGUUCCAGGAAGUCUUCGAGCUGAAGAAGAAAGAGGACAGCGAGCGGAAACGCAACGAUAAGAAGACGCACAGUAAGCUUCACGAACUCGGGUUCGAGGCUGAGCAUAGCGGCCAGAUUCUAUUCUAAGCUUUAUUCGGGGGUCGACUCUUACCAAUGCAAUGAAGAAUCUUUUCUGUGUUGUCUGUACGACUCGAGUAUAUUUUCUGCCACCCGUUCCCUGCAGGGAAGGGCAGUGGCCGGGACAUCUCGAACAUCAUUGAUUGAGUCGAGCUUAUGGAGUAUCUCUCUAUUUAGCCGUCACAUGGGCGAUGUCGUAUGAUUAUUGCCCUUGGGGUUUGCUAAGAGUUUCAAGAUGCAGACAAUGAAAGACCAUAUGGGUCGUAGCCUUCUGGGGCCAUGAGCUACUGGCGCUCCAAGCUCCCUCGAAGUGUAUGAAAUUACCGAAGCGCCAUCUUCGAAGAGAUUCAAUGUCAUAUGUGUGUCUACAGCACCUCUAUCUGGUUGAUGGUUUCGUGGGCCCUGGAUGGCCGUGGAAAAUUUUGGGCGAUGGCCAGUUCUCAACCCAGUGCUGUACAAGGUAGCAGGUUCUGCAAAAGAAUUCUGGAUAUCGUUACUAGUUUAUUUCUUGUUUUCAACCUGUCAUUAGGACUGCUGUAUGUACUCAAUGGAACAUUAUCUCGAG
Messenger RNA from Monascus purpureus, 1291 nucleotides. The record is from the annotation of a GenBank genome assembly. Lineage: Eukaryota; Fungi; Ascomycota; Eurotiomycetes; Eurotiales; Aspergillaceae.